Molecule: messenger RNA, 2882 nt
Organism: Microplitis mediator
Lineage: Eukaryota; Metazoa; Arthropoda; Insecta; Hymenoptera; Braconidae
Gene: SCaMC
Product: calcium-binding mitochondrial carrier protein SCaMC-2-A
Exons: 9
Coding region: 766-2202 (478 amino acids)
Biological process (GO): transmembrane transport
Cellular component (GO): mitochondrial inner membrane
Molecular function (GO): calcium ion binding; ATP transmembrane transporter activity
Source: RefSeq, a predicted model, not a curated record
AUAAAAAUUGCAACAGCAAGACUUUUAUAGACGCGUGUGUCGUGUGUGUGACCAAGUAAGCGAGCAGUCCUUGCAUUAGUUUAUUAAAUAUAUAUAUAUAUAAAAAAAAUAAUGAAAAGAAAAAAGUAUGACAGGGAUAAUAGCGAACUUUGAAGCCGGUAACAUGCACAUGUGCAAUACGUGUUUCAUAUAUCACUCAUAUGUCUUGUAAAUUUCUGCGUCAAGUAAAAUUAUAGCUAAGCGUGUACAUACAGUAUUGAGUAUACAAUAUAUUUAACUGUCCAUUGGUGCAACGGGUUAUGGAGUAAUUACGUUAGUCAAGUAGCUUUCAUAAGAAUUUUUCGAUUCACCAAUAACUUGACUGCUCACACUACGGCCAAGUAGUUUAUAUUUAAACCCAUUUAUUUAAAUACUCAUAAGUUUACGGGGUUAUAAAAUUUAAAUAAUAUUCGGACUCAGACCAUUAUUAGAAAGUGAUUCAUAUUCAUAUUUUAAACAAUUGCAUUUAAAAUAACUAUCGAAAAAAUGUACGAUACUCCUUAAGUGUGAUUCGUUAUAUAUACACACACAUAUAUAUAUUUAUAUAUAUAUAUAGAACAAUUUUAAAUGAUAAUAAUAAUAUCAGCUCAUAUGAGGCUUUAAUACUGAGUAAGACUUUCUGACAAGUGUGCAAAAAAUCUAGAAUACUGUAGAUAAAUGAAAUUAUUUAUUUUUUAAUUAAUAAUAAUUAUUAAAGUGUUGAUGUUUUAUUAAUAAUUAUCAAUAAUGCCGGGAACACGAGGUAAUGACACACAUCGUAUUAUACCUGGUCAUUAUUUGCACCAGUUACCUGAACAGGACGAAGUGAGACUUUCUAAGAUAUUUAAAGCGUUAGAUCACGAUGGGAAUGGCAGGAUCGACGUGCAUGACUUGUCCAAGGCUUUACACAAAGUCGGUGUCCAUAAACGUUAUGCCGAGCAAUUUUUAGCUCAAUCAGAUCGCACUAAAAGCGGAGAUAUUAGUUUAGCUGAAUUUAUACACUACGUUAUUGAACAUGAGAAAAAAUUACGCUUGCAAUUUACUCACCUUGAUAAAAAUAAAGAUGGUAAAAUUGAUUUGGAAGAACUCAUCAGCUCAUUCAAUAAAGAUCUUGGUAUUACUAUGGAUCGAGCAGAGGCUACAAAAUUACUCCAAAGAAUGGAUCAGGACGGUACACUAAGUAUCAACUUCAACGAAUGGCGGGACUUCCUUAUGUAUGCACCAAGUGACGACAUUCGUGACAUCAUCAGAUACUGGCGACAUUCCACAUACAUGGACAUCGGUGAAGAUAUCGGAGUACCUGAUGAUUUUACAAGCAAUGAAAUGAUAACAGGAAUGUGGUGGAGGCAUUUACUUGCUGGUGGAAUUGCUGGAGCUGUUUCGCGCACCUGUACUGCGCCUUUGGAUCGAAUAAAAGUUUAUCUUCAGGUUCACGGGACAACGCACUGCAGUAUGUCGAAUUGCUUUAGAUACAUGUUGAAAGAAGGUGGAAUACUGAGUCUAUGGCGUGGCAAUGGUAUUAAUGUACUUAAGAUUGGUCCUGAAACAGCUCUAAAGUUUAUGGCCUAUGAACAAGUUAAGAGAGCUAUUAAAGGAAAUGAUACGAGAGAGCUAGGUAUUAAUGAGAGAUUCGUUGCUGGGUCCAUGGCAGGUGGAAUUAGUCAAUCAGCAAUUUAUCCUCUUGAAGUACUAAAGACUAGAUUAGCACUUCGUAAGACGGGUGAAUUUUCCAGUGUGAUUGACGCAGCUAAAAAAAUUCAUAGUCAAGGAGGUUUGAAAAGUUUUUACAGAGGCUACAUUCCUAAUUUAAUUGGAAUUCUUCCAUAUGCCGGAAUAGACUUGGCUGUUUAUGAAACAUUAAAAAAUAGAUAUUUGAGAUCGCACAGUAAUAAUGAACAGCCAGCAUUUUGGGUUUUACUUCUAUGCGGUACUGUUUCAAGUACUGCUGGACAAGUGUGUUCAUACCCGCUUGCACUAGUCAGAACUAGAUUACAAGCUGAAUUAUAUCCCGGAAAAUCACCUAAUACGAUGGUCAGUAUGUUCAAAGAUAUUAUACAACGCGAGGGUGUUAGAGGUCUCUACCGCGGGUUGACGCCUAAUUUUCUCAAGGUAGCGCCAGCGGUAUCAAUAAGCUACGUGGUUUAUGAACACUUUCGACAAGCAUUAGGUGUCAAUAUGACGUGAUGAUUAUAUUUAACUAGGAAUUGACAAUUUUAUUAAUUUAUUAUUUAUCAUUUUAAUAUUGUAUGAAAUUUUUUGAUAUUAGUAAUAAAACAACAAAUUUAUUAAAAAAAAAUAACAGUCAAAAACAGCAAGAAAAGUAGGUGCUAAUUUAUGAAUGGGCGUGAUGGCUCAGCCUCAAUAUUAUUUAUUUAUUAUUAAUUAUUAUCAUUCUUUUUUUUAUCCCAAUGAUUUCAUAUCAUUGUAAAUAAUUAAUCAGUUUACUUAAUAAUUUAUUGUCUCAUGACCUUGUGAAUUUUAAGUUUGUAGUAACACUAGAUAAAUUUAAAAUAAUCAAUUUUUUUUCCCAAUUGAUAUUAUCGAGUAUUUUAAAUCAAAGAAUCGCUUAGCCUACAUUAAUAAUAAUCGUGAUAAAGGUUUAUUAAUAAUAGUAAAUAAUUAAAUUAAUUAAUUAAUAAUUUUAAAACAAUUAUAAUAAUAAUAAAUACUAAUUAUCAAGCUUCAGCAGAGCUGUUACUUCGAUAUGAGUAAUAGAAUGAAAGUAAUUCUUACAAAAAUUUACUACUCAAUUUUAAAAAAUAUUUAUUGUGAAUAUUCUCUUUACCAAAUAAUUAUUAACUUGAUAUAAUUAUAAUAUUUAAUAUUUAUAUAAUAAUAAUAAUAACAAUAAUAAUAAAAUAAAU